Messenger RNA from Spodoptera littoralis (African cotton leafworm), 1080 nucleotides. The record is from the annotation of a GenBank genome assembly. Lineage: Eukaryota; Metazoa; Arthropoda; Insecta; Lepidoptera; Noctuidae.
AUGCCUUUGCAACGAGUCGUAACAUUAUCUAAUAUAUUACUUCAGAGCAGUCGCUCCAGUUACGUAUUUAAUACAAAAUGCCAUCAGAUAAACAAGUACAAAUGUUUCACAACAACCAGAUUAAAACAUACAAAAGUACUAAAAAGCGAAAAAGAAAAAUUACGGACAUAUGUUGUACAGAGGUACAUCGACUAUGUCAAGAACUACACGAAUGUCUUAGAAAACAGAUUUCCCACUGCAGUGAAAAUGUACAGAGUGUUUAGUGUGGGAAUCAAAGAUUUUCUACGAGAUCUCAAAACAUAUAUAUCGUUACGAAUCAAAAUCACAAAGGAUAAAGGAUUUAGUAAAAUGACAAGGCAAGAGAUUGAAUUAUUUCAGAAGAUGCCUUCAGAUAUGUGGAGAAUAGCACCAGUGCUGAUACUUUCUGCAGUCCCUUUUGGAAACUAUGUUAUUUUUCCUUUAGCAUUUCUAAAACCAAGGAGUCUCCUCUGCUCCCAUUUCUGGUCUAUACAACAAAAAUUAGAAUUUUCAACCCAAGAUUUGGCCGAACGUUUGCGGAAUAAUAAGCCUGUGUUCCGUGCUCUACAGGCAAAAUUGGAUGCAAUACCAAAUAAUGAGGUUAGGGAUAGAUGGAAGAGAAUCUUAGGAUUACUUGGCUCUGGAGUACACCCUAAAACUGAUGAUGUUUUAGCAUGUAAACAAUUGUUUAUUGACAAUGAACCUUAUGAACUAAGCAAUUUGACCUAUGCACAUGCGGGUCAUCUGCUAAAAAUGCAUGGUUUAAAGAGAACAAUAUUUAGAAAGAACAAAUUGAAGUACAGAGCAUUUCUGUUAAUGGAGAUGGAUAAAGCUAUCAUCAGGGAAGGUGGAGUGGAAGCUCUGACGAUGGACACGCUACGAUACGCUUGUCACAUAAGAGGUUUGAACGGUAGUCAUCUAACAAACCAAGAAAUGAAGAAUUGGUUGUUAAAAUGGUUGAAAAUAUCACAAAAUGUUGAUAAAAAUUCAUACUCGCUCUUGUUACACGCGCCUAUUUUCUUAGCUUACAAUCAUCCACAAAAUUGGGUGUUAAUAUACUAA